UCCAAAGGCAGCAGUCGUCGUCAGUCAGUGAGUGUUGGGACGCGGAGUGCGUCGCUCACGUGUGCGUGUGAUGCCCGAGUGAGCACCAUGCGAGCUUUGCUACUGCUGUUGCUGGCCGCCUCCGCGACGGCCUCCUCGGCUGCCUCCGACUCGUACCUCUCCAAGCUGUUCCAGGACGGCCCUGCCGACCCCUGCUACGAGGACAAUGCCCAACUCCGGCCCAAGAGAUGCAUUCCGGACUUCGUCAAUGCCGCCUUCCGACGCAACGUACUCGCCUCCAGCACCUGCGGCCUCCAGCCCACCAGGUACUGCGAGCCGUCAGGUGGUAAAAACGAAGGCUGCCACAUUUGCGACGGGAGUCAGCCCAAGCUGGCACACCCGCCCUACUACCUGACCGACCUGAACAACCCCAACAACCUGACGUGCUGGCGCUCGGAGCCGAUGCAGCCGCACCCUCAGGGCUACCAGGACAACGUGACCCUGGUCCUGUCGCUGGAAAAGACGUACGAGCUGACGUACAUCAGUCUGCAGUUCUGCUCGCGCCGCUUCAAGCCCGACUCGAUGGCCAUUUACAAGAGCGUCGACUACGGCAACACGUGGCAGGCCUUCCAGUUCUACUCGUCGUCGUGUCGCAAGGACUACGGCAAACCCCCGCGCGCCACCAUCACCAAGGCCAACGAGCAGGAGGCCCUGUGCAUGGACGCGCACCGCGGCGACCUCGGCACCAACAACAUCGGCGCCAGGAUCGCCUUCAGCACCCUCGAGGGACGCCCGAGUGCGGCUGACUUCGACAGCAGUCCCGUUUUGCAGGACUGGGUAACAGCAACGGACAUCAAAGUGGUGUUCAACCGGCUGCAUCCCCCGCAAGCCGCCCCCGAACCCACCCCCGACGAAGCUCUGAGCACCAACCUGCUCACCCCGCUGAAUGAAACCGAGCAGACCGGCAUCGAGCACUUCAACUACCACUACGCCGUGUCCGAUCUGGCCGUCGGUGGCCGCUGCAAAUGCAACGGCCACGCGUCCAAGUGCAUGCCCUCGGCCAGGGACAACGGCCAGCUCGUUUGCGACUGCAGACACAACACGGCCGGACGCGACUGCGAGAAGUGCAAGCCGUUCCACUUCGACCGACCCUGGGGAAGGGCCACCCUGAAGGACGCCAACGAGUGCAGGGCGUGCAACUGCAACAAUCACGCCCGCGGCUGCCGCUUCAACAUGGAGCUGUACAAACUGUCGGGCCGCGAGUCGGGCGGCGUGUGCCUCAAAUGCCGGCACUUCACCGCCGGACGCCACUGCCACUACUGCCGCGAGGGCUACUACCGCGACGCCACCAAGUCCAUCACGCACCGCAAGGCCUGCAAACCGUGCGACUGUCAUCCGAUCGGCGCCUCGGGCAAGACAUGCAACCAGACGAGUGGGCAGUGCCCAUGCAAGGAUGGUGUCACCGGCACCACCUGCAACCGCUGCGCCAAAGGCUACCAGCAGAGCAGGUCACACAUCGCUCCCUGCAUCAGAAUGCCGAAAAUUGGUGGAAUCGAUGCUGGCAGCCAGGCGGACACGGGGACGGGCACGUCAGCAGCCGCUUCUGCCAAAGAUCAGUGUGGGACCUGCCCUGCGGCCACCAAGAGGCUCAACAUGAACAAGUAUUGCCGCAAAGAUUUCGCGGUCCUUGUGAAGGUGACGGGCCGCGAGAUGGUGGACGAAUGGGUUCGUUUCACGGUGCUCGUCGACGCGCUCUACAAGAAGCCGAGGAACAACGGAGCUAACCCUGCGUUCCUGCGGAAGGGACCCACAUAUGUGUGGAUGCUCGCCUCCGACCUCAACUGCAAGUGUCCAAAAGUCAAAACCAACAAAUUGUACUUGAUAGUUGGUGACCGCGAGAGCAGUGUACCGGGACGGCCUGGCAUCGAAGUGUCCCGACGGUCAAUAGUGAUUGAGUGGCGGGACGAGUGGCACUCGAGGAUGCGCCGCUUCCAAAGACGGGCCCGCGAAUGCCGCUGAAACGCAGGGCGCGGCAAAGUCUGAAUGGGAGGAAUAACGAAACACAUGAUUCCACACACUCACACACAUACUUUGCAUAAAUAAGGAUAAUUUAUUACAUGGCGGCUUUAGCUGUUAAGAGAUGAAUUUUUUCUCAUAAUACUCGAUCGAAAUGUUUCCAUGUUAAAUUUAACAAAGAGAGGAAUAAAAUUAUAUAGUGUAAAAAUUAACUAGGGUGGUCUGAACUCAUGGCUGUGCGGGGCGGCAGGUUCAUUUUUAGUUGGUGGCCGCACGUCAGCAGUCAGCAUUUUCCCAAAAGACCACUCUGAACGAGACGAUUGCUUCUUUGUACUCACAGAAAUCGGUUAGGUACCCAUCGUGUUUACAAUUGCGAUACUUCUAGUAUACUUUUAGUAUUCAUCACGUCUCGCGGUCUAAAACGCUUAUUUUUCGGUCCCGCACGCAUACAUUUGCAAUACUCUAGGUUUACUUUUGACAGCUCGCCUGCUGCGCGACCCUUGCCGGCCGCGCUCUAAAAUACAUGCGUUUGCAUCCCUCCCCCUCCUUUCUUUACAAAACACAAUAGUUUGACGAGCAGGUAUAAAAACCCUCCCUCAUAAGGCCCGUGUUAAACAGGUAUACAGUUUUUAAAAAGUAAAGCAAGUGAAUAGCAAAAGUAUAGCUGAAGUAUCGCAAAAGUAAACACGAUGCGGAUCUAAAUUUUUUCUGUGAGUAUUAAUUUAGUAAGUGUGUAAGUGACUGCUAAAUAGGGAGAAAUUCAUCGAAAAAAAUCUGCUGCAAGAGUUGCAUCCAAAAAUAUCACUCUUUUAAUUUCUUACAAAGUAGACACCUCCUUGCAAAAGUUAGGAAAUGCAAAACGUUUCGCAAAUGCUUCCCAGUUAUGAAAAAACGCACUGCUUCUACAUAUCGCAAAUUCUCAAUCUGAUCACAGCUCUUGCAGGGAAUUAUAUAAAAAGAAAAUAGUAUUUUAUGAUGAUAAAAAUUAAUUUAUUAGUCUUUUUUUGGAGAUUGCCUAUAAUUAUGCCUAUGUCAAUAUGUUCAUAUAUGGAGCACUGUGAGUUUGAGACUUUGUUUUAAGAAGAAAAUCAUAUACACAAAAGAAUUGUAUAAAUUUAAAUUUUAUUUCCUAGACAAGCCAAUGAUCAUAGCUUGUCACUUUUUUUAUUAUUUUGAUAAAAAGAAAUAAUUUAGUUUCAAAAUUCUACCUCGGUACCACCUAAAAUUAAAUUGUGUAAAUGUGAAAAUCGGUGUGCUGGUGUCUAUUUAGUUUUAAAUGGAAUAUAAGCUUAAAUCUCAUUGUCACACUGGUAAAGUGGGCACAAACGGAAGAGGUUAAAAAAUCUUUGUCUAAAUUUUUGCUGCCAUUUUUUUUAUUAUGGACCGCCAUGCAGAAGAAAUACAAUGAAAAGUUGAAACAAAAAAUGAAAUUAUUAUGUUGUCCGUCUCAUGUUCACUGUCAUAUUCUAAAUGCGUUGUGUGUUAUUAAUUAAAAGUGACAGGUGCAAGAAAAAUCCAUGUAAUGUUUAAAUUAAAUUGAAAAAAAAUCUGAAUGUGCUUUUUGUAGAUGCGCAAGUUAUCUUUGUCGAAAGUAUUACUUAAUUAAUUGUGCCAAAAAUAAGCAUCAGCAACUAGAUGGAAAAAUCAUGUAUGUCUUAAAAAUUGCAUGCGCUUAGUUCUAAUUACCUAACUAAUAUAGUUGCCUGUAGACAGAAACGCCCUGAUUAAUCAAAGGGAACGCCUAAUUGAAUAAAACUAUUGAAGCCGCGAUUUACAUCAAGCAAAAUAAUAUAUCUCUAUAUACUCCUGUUGUAAAAUGUAAUAUACAAAAUCAAUUUUGUAAGAAUUUGUGAAUUUUAUCAUACUAAAUCUUUAGUGACCGCUGCUUCUUAUACGUUUAUCUGUUAUUAUAUAUAUUGUGUUUCAAAACUUCCGUCGCAUUUCUUUAUUUUAAGCACAAGAGGAUCAGGUGCAAAUUUUAUUUAUUCCUUCCCACCAUCUCCGCUUUGAAAAUAGCUUGCCUGUCCAUAAAUUACUCGCUGGAAAACUGUUGGAUUUCCCACGGUUAUUAUAUUAAUGUGUCAGGAUCAGUUAUACAAACUUGAUAAAAUAAAUACAUCAAAAUCUAAGACCA
This is a messenger RNA of Neocloeon triangulifer, 4129 nucleotides long. RefSeq names its product netrin-3 (gene NetA). Gene Ontology annotation, molecular function: protein binding. Lineage: Eukaryota; Metazoa; Arthropoda; Insecta; Ephemeroptera; Baetidae. The record is from RefSeq and is a predicted model, not a curated record. The coding region runs from base 88 to 1998 and encodes 636 amino acids. The transcript is spliced from 9 exons.